AUAUCGGGGGCCGGUCCCCGGACCGUCACUCGUCUCUCUCCGAGCAAAGCAAGCAGCAUCAUGAAGGUCCUGAUCCUCGCCGCCCUCUUCGCCGUGGCCGCCGCCAGGCCCGACGUCAGCCACCUGCUCGGCCAGCAGCACCACCACCACCACGUGCAGCAGGCCUACGUCAAGCCCCCCGCCAUCCUCCGCCAGGUGCAGGAGACCUCCGAGCAGGGCGACUACAAGUACAGCUUCAAGACCGAGAACGGCAUCGAGGCCACCGGCCAGGCUCUGCUCAAGAACGCCGGCAACAAGGACGAGGCCCUGGUCUCCGAGGGCAGCUACUCCUACGUCGGCGAGGACGGCCAGACCUACACCGUCAACUGGACCGCUGACGAGUACGGCUUCCGCGCCGCCGGCGCCCACAUCCCCGAGAUCCCCGAGGAGAUCAGGAAGGGUCUGGAGCAGUCCGCCAACGAGCCCGAGGAUGACGGCCAGUACCGCGAGGACCCCAACGCGUACGACCGCCCCCAGUUCCAGCAGCAGCAGCAGGUCUACAGGAGGUUCUAAGCGACCUCACCGCCCCCUCUCUACCCUCGUUACCACUCCCGACGCACUAGUCACGGCUGGAACGGCCGAGCUCGAUCACCGGACCAGCCGAUUGUGUUAUCUAUCGAAAAAAAAACCUACCGAAUAAAAUGAAUGUUUGAAUAUCGAA
Messenger RNA from Thrips palmi, 700 nucleotides. Its product is annotated as cuticle protein CP14.6-like. Lineage: Eukaryota; Metazoa; Arthropoda; Insecta; Thysanoptera; Thripidae. Gene Ontology annotation, molecular function: structural constituent of chitin-based larval cuticle. Bases 61 to 552 code for a protein of 163 amino acids. The record is from RefSeq and is a predicted model, not a curated record. The transcript has 3 exons. Gene Ontology annotation, cellular component: chitin-based extracellular matrix.